This is a messenger RNA of Chelonia mydas (Green sea turtle), 3596 nucleotides long. Its product is annotated as pantetheinase. Lineage: Eukaryota; Metazoa; Chordata; Testudines; Cheloniidae. Gene Ontology annotation, molecular function: hydrolase activity, acting on carbon-nitrogen (but not peptide) bonds, in linear amides. Bases 1952 to 3466 code for a protein of 504 amino acids. The record is from RefSeq and is a predicted model, not a curated record. The transcript is spliced from 8 exons.
AGAGCUAGUCUCCAGGCCGCCUCAUCAAUACAGCUGGCCUGCAGCAGACUGCCUGAUUGGCUGGAGAGGCCAGCAGGCUGGCUCUUAAUCCAGCAGCAGCUCCUCACUGCCUGCUCAGUGCUCAUGCCCAACACUGUGACUUGUCCUGUGUUACUUGUUUGUUUCUGUUGCUCACCUCCAGUUUGACCUUCAGCUCUAGCUUCUGACUGCUGACUCUGGCUCCACCCCUAGUUCCAAUGCUUGGUUUCCUGCACCUGUUGUGACCACAAGGCUAGGCCACCUGACCAAGUGUGAGGAGCUACAGCUGGUUCUUACAGUUUUCCAUGCCAAUCUGAAGGGCAAAAAAUGAACUCAUUUCAGGGAGGCUUCCAAGUUACCUUACCAAAAACAUCAUGGAAUAUUAGUUGCUUCCUUUUUAAAGGACCAUAUCUGCAGCCAAAAACUGAAUAGCUGACAUCCUUGUCUAGACCUCUUGUUAGCAAUAGUGCAUCUAAAUUAGUGCUGAGCAUUUUAAAUGCAAACACAGCCAAAGACACACUGUGCUCGGCACUGCUUUAAAACCACGCUCGACGCUGUUUUUGUAAUAUUCUUAAUAAGUAUGGAGAGCUUAUAUUUAACAACAAAAAUGAUUUUAAAUUAAACAUGGCAUGACACAGCAAUGAGAGCCUGCUGUAAACUUCCGCCAGCCACAGUCUGUUCUGUCCCCUGCAGUCCAGAACCCUUCCUUCCAAUAUUGGAGAUGAGCAAGAACUGGCUAUUUAAUUCCAUGGGAAACGUCACAUUGCUAGAAAAAAAUCAUUUGGAAUUGGAACAAGAAGUUGGAAAUGAAAAAUUUUGCACAGAACAGCUUUUUUUAAAAAAAAAAAAAAAUCUAGGCAGGGAGCAAAUCAGCCAGGGAGGUGGCCACCCAGACAACCCAUUAAAGGGGGAUUCUGGGAACUGAGCAGCCUGCUAGAUGCCUGGCCAGCUGGCAGGCAGGCUGGCAAGAAACCAGGCCGGGCAAGCUAGUCAGUCAGUUUGCCUGACUGAUUUUGUUGCUAGUUUCAAUGGAAUCAACACAUUCCAGUGGGAUUCUGUUGAAACAGCAUUUUCCAAAGGAAAACUAUGAGUCAGAAAAUUUGUUGACCUGCUCUAGCCAAAAUAGAGACUGAACUUUGGUCUCUGCAGUCACUCCGUGUGGGUUUAGUGCAUCCGUUCUUAUUGGCUACCCUAGUGUAAACAAAACUAAAGAGGCCAAACUGUCUUCAUUUUGCUCACUGAGAUUGGGAUUACUCACAUGAGCAAGGUGAGCUGGAUUUGGUUCAAGAUGUAUUUAAGUUCCCCAGCAGCAUAAAUUGUUUAAAUGUUGGCCUACUCUAGGUCAAUUUGGGCUCCUGACAGCUCUGUGUUCUUGGAUCAGUUCUGAGAUACAUUCUGUGGCCUUCCUUGUUACUUUACAAAACUGUGUGUUAAUGUUUAUUCUGAGGGCAGCUGGUACAAAAGACAAGACAACAUACAAUUCAAACUACUACCUGUGUGCAUUGCACAAGUUUGUCUAGAAUCGGCCUUAAUGGGAGUUGGACUGGACCCAAGUACAAACCUGGUACAAAUUCUACUUUGCACAAGUCUACUGAAGUCAAUGGAAUUGCACAUUAUAGCAAAGCGGAAUUUGGGCCUCUAUUUCUAGACAGAUGUAGUUUAGUGUGUCCCUUUGGCACAGUUAUUCUCAUGUCAGUGUUUCAGUGAAUAUCACUCCCCUGUUUAACUGUGUAGAUGGUUUGUUGUUGUAAUAUGUUUUUUUUUUUUUACCUGUGGUAAUCUUGUUACACAAUGCUGUGUUUUCCCAGAUAAUUUCACAGAGAAUUGUUGCCAAAGUAAACUAAUAAGAAAGCUGGACUUUGCCAUCUGUCUUCUUUUCUCCUUUACCCUUCAGAAACUUGCUCUGUUUUCCAUUUACCACUGAGCAUCAGCAAUGAUCAUGUUCCAGCCUCACAUAUAUGCUACGGUAUUUAUACUCUCAAUCCUUCAGGCCUUUGCCUUGGACAGCUACAUUGCAGCAGUGUAUGAGCACUCUGUUAUAUUGCCAGAUGUCACUGGGAGUCCUGUUUCGUCUGACGAGGCUUUGACACUAAUGAACAAAAAUAUGGAUGUUUUGGAAGGGGCCAUCAAAGCAGCGGCCCAACAGGGUGCACACAUCAUUGUGACUCCUGAAGAUGCCAUUUAUGGCUGGGUCUUCAAAAGAGACACCAUUUUCCCCUAUCUUGAAGACAUCCCAGAUCCACAAGUAAACUGGAUUCCCUGCACUGACCCUGAAAGAUUUGCUCCUGCGGCAGUGCAGGAAAGGCUCAGCUGCAUGGCAAGAAAUAACUCUAUCUAUGUGGUUGCCAAUAUUGGAGACAAGAAGCCAUGUAAUUCCAGUGAUCCCAAGUGCCCCAGCGAUGGUCACUAUCAAUACAAUACUAAUGUUGUCUUUGACUCAGAAGGGAAAUUGGUGGCACGCUACCAUAAGUAUAAUCUCUUUAUGUCAGAAACUCAGUUUGAUUCCCCCAAGGAGCCAGAGAUUGUCACUUUCAACACAUCCUUUGGAAAGUUCGGCAUUUUCACUUGCUUCGACAUACUUUUUCAUGACCCAGCUGUGACUCUGGUGAGCAAGUUACAUGUGGAUACUGUGCUGUUUCCCACUGCUUGGAUGAAUGUCCUACCACAUUUGACUGCUAUUGAAUUCCACUCUGCCUGGGCUAUGGGGAUGCAUGUCAAUUUCCUUGCAGCUGAUACACACAACACCAGCAUGGCUAUGACAGGGAGUGGUAUCUAUGCACCUGAUGGACCCAGGGCAUUUCAUUACAAUAUGGAUACAGAGAACGGUCACCUCCUGGUUGCGGAACUGAGUUCACGCCCUCAUCUUUCUCCCACCUACCCUGCUGCUGUUAACUGGAGCGCGUAUGCCACAAGUGUCAAACGUUUCUCACCAGAUGACUGGGAUUUCUGUGGAGUCAUUUUCUUUGAUAAGUUCACCUUCACUGAACUAACUAAGCCUGAAGGAAAUCGUACAGUUUGCCAGAAAGACCUUUGCUGUCAUUUGAGCUACAGGAUGGCGGAGAAGCGAGAAGAUGAAGUUUAUGUGCUGGGUGCUUUUGAUGGCCUUCAUGUUGUUGAAGGAGAAUACUAUCUGCAGAUAUGCACACUACUGAAGUGUGAAAGCACAGACUUGAAAACAUGUGGGCUGCCAGUGGCUACUGCUCACACCAGGUUUGAAGCAUUCUCUCUCAGCGGCACAUUUGGCACUAGUUACGUCUUCCCAGAAGUCUUGCUUAGUGGGGUUCAGCUGGCGUCCGGCGAAUUUCAGGUAUUAAGUGAUGGACGUUUGAUCAGUCAGAGUGGUACAUCUAAACCAGUUUUAACAGUGACGCUUUUUGGGAGGUGGUAUGAGAAGGACCCACCACAACCACACCAGAUACUGUUAUUUCAGAAUCACAAUGUCCCAUAAUGCAUCAUCUACUUAAACAAUAACCACUGUGUUCCUUGUUUCCUUUUCUAAUCGUCCUUUGUUUAGUAAAUAUACAGCAGCCUAUUUCAUUACUGUUACAUAUUGAGAAAUAAAUCAAUUGUGACUACUA